Cucumis sativus (cucumber) is the source of this 6870-nucleotide messenger RNA. RefSeq lists its product as uncharacterized. NCBI's taxonomy places the organism in Eukaryota, Viridiplantae, Streptophyta, Magnoliopsida, Cucurbitales, Cucurbitaceae. The record is from RefSeq and is a predicted model, not a curated record. Gene Ontology annotation, molecular function: zinc ion binding. Gene Ontology annotation, cellular component: nucleus. The transcript has 15 exons. The coding region runs from base 663 to 5642 and encodes 1659 amino acids.
AAAAGAAAGAAAAAUCCAAUAGAAAUGGUUGCUUUCUUUCUCUGUCCUCUCGUAUAGGAGUUGAGCUGAGAUAAAAAAAUUACAAUUUUUUUUGACAGAGGAAGAAGAAAGAAGAAGAAGAGAGAAAGAUGAAUUAAAAUAAAAAAAAAAAGGAAAGAAAUUAUACAAAAACGCGGCUGCUGUUCACACCAAAAAACCGGGGGAGAGAGAGGGUGGGGGUGUUUUUUUUUUUUUUUUUUGCUUGGCAAUUCCAGCUAAAGAAUCGAAAUCUACAAUUAAUGAAUUUUGAGUUAACUCAAUAGAGAUCGAACCUUGCUUGUGUUAGAGAUCGGUGAUUUUGAUUUGUUUCUAAGAAGAGCAAUUUCUUCUUGUUUGUUUGUUUUUUUUUUCUUUCUUUCUUUCUGUCUUCCCAGAAUUUCAACUGGGUUUCUUUUAAAUUGUCCGAUUUCGGCGUGGCUUCGAUUUUAAUUCCGUGAUCGGGUGAGAUUGCAAGUGUUUUUAGGGGAAAUUGUAAUUGGGUUUUUGUGGGUUUUUGGUUCUGUGAGAUGGGUUGGGUAAAGAUUUGUGUUUGGAUGUUGGUGAGGACAGCGGAGGUUUGGUUUUGAGGUAGCUGCAAAAGGGAUGCGAGGAAGGAAAUAGAGGUAAACGGUGCCAGGAGAGAGAUGGAAGAUACUGAGCUUGAAGAAGGAGAAGCUUGGUCCUACCAGAACAAUGAAGAUUUUGAUUCAAACAUCGACCCUGAUAUUGCUCUCUCCUACAUCGAUGUAAAACUUCAACAUGUUCUGGGACACUUUCAGAAAGAUUUUGAAGGUGGGGUCUCUGCAGAAAAUUUGGGGGCAAAAUUUGGUGGAUAUGGUUCAUUUUUACCUUCCUAUCAACGAUCUCCGGUUUGGUCCCAUUCAAGAACUCCACCAAAAGGCCACAAUUGCAGUACAUCCAGAUCUCCCAAUAAUUUUCACCUUGAGGUUGGGCAUAAUAACUCUGUAGUUUCGUCAACUACACCUCAGUCCAUAAGACCUGGACCCCCUUCUACCAGUUCUACGUCACUGCCCACAAUCAAAGUUCCAAAUCUGAAUGAUUCAUCCAAACAAGAAGUAUGCACUUCUUUCCAGCAUGUGGAUGAACUUGCUGCUGGAUAUGGUUGCACGAACAAUAAAUCCACUACUUCUUCAGACCAAAUAUCACUGAAGGUUCGAAUUAAAAUGGGUUCUGAUAACCUGUCAACGAGAAAGAACGACGAAAUCUAUUGUGGUCUUGGCCUGGAUGUUUCACCAUCUUCAUCAUUAGAUGAUAGCCCCUCAGAAAGUGAAGGGAUCUCUCGUGAGCUUCAGGAUGGCCCAUUUGAAUCCCCAACCAGCAUUCUUCAGAUGAUGACGUCAUUUCCAGUUCAUGGAGGUUUCUUGCUAUCCCCUCUUCCUGAUGAUCUUAUUCACCUGACUCAGACAGGGAAGCCUGCAAGAGAGAAAAAAUCUACUCGUGUCCAACAUUACAAUCAGGAUCGCCCAGUAGCGGGGGGGUCUUCUUUGAAAAGUGGUCAAAUGUUAGCUGAGAAGAGGACGUCAAAAGAUAUGAAUGACUUCUUUUCCGAAUCAAAGAACACGAAUAGGAAGGAUUUUUUGAAUGGCUCAGUUACGUCAAAAAAGACUUCAGAAAUUGAUACUGCAGCUUGUGAGGAGCUUGUUUCCAAAGCAUUAAAACUUCCACUAUUAUCCAAUUCGUAUGCCAUUGCAGGUGAGACGACAAAAAGUCUUAAUGGGCCAUCUGAAGUAUUAAUGGAGGCAGAUAAAGUUGUGACUAGAGACAGACAUUUUUUCGAUCAAUUGGAAGAGGGUCCAGCAGCAGAGCCUCCACUUAUUAUAGAGGAUGAGAAGCAAAAUAAUGGCACGUCUGGAAAGGUUAAGGAGCCAAAAAAAGCCAGUAAGUUUGAUGAUAUUUCAGUUCCUGCAAAAAAGUCUGGAGAAAGCAAGAGGGAGAAAACUAUUGACUUGAUAGACGCUGCCUCAAAAGGAAAAAAUGCUUCAAACGGCGAUCAAAUUGAUCCUCUCAAGCUGAAUACUAAUCAUAAAAUUUCUCUACAUGCACAUAACAACAUGAAAUAUGCUUCAGGGAAGGAUCAUUUAUUACCUGAGGGAAAAAAGAAGUCAAAGUUCAGUCAUACUGAGUCCAUCUCCAAUGGAGAAGUAUCAAAACGUAGUAUGAAGUCUGGCUCUUCAGGUUCAAAAACAAAGAGUAUUAGUAAAGCAGACAACAUCUCAACUAGAACUGAAAUUGAAGAUCACAAGCCACAGGACUUCAAAAAAACGAAAGAUAGAUACCGAGAUUUCUUUGGGGAAUUGGAAGAAGAUGAUAAUCUAAUAGAUACAUCUGAGAAUCCUUUUGAUGAUCAGCUGAAUCAUUCUGAUGUAUUUGGAAAAUCAACGCCUGUUAUUCCUGUGUCAAAGGAGAGAUUGUCUGUUGAGAAAGUUGGUAAGUCAUCGGCAUCAAAAGCAUUUCCAGAAGCAGUUAUGAAUCAUGCCAGCGGGACAGUAGCUGAUGCGGCACCUGCUGCAGUGGAUAAUGUAAAUGGACAAGACAACUGGGUUUGUUGCGACAGGUGUCAACAAUGGCGGCUUCUUCCAUUAGGCACAAAUCCUGCCAGCCUACCUGAGAAGUGGAUUUGCAGCAUGCUUGAUUGGCUGCCUGGAAUGAACCAAUGUAUUUUUAGUGAGGAGGAAACAACAAAAGCUCUAAUAGCAAGGUUCCAAGCACCUGCUGCUCCUGAGGGUACUAUUUACAGUAACCUGAGUGGAGUUAUGCCAGGAGUGGCUAAUGCUCGGCAAGCUGAGCACAAUCACCAUCAUUACGAUUUUAGUGUUCGGCCUGGUGGUGGAAAGAAGAAGCAUGGAGCAAAUGAAAGACCAAGUAUUAAGGGGGAUGCCCUUCAGCUAUCAAACUCAAAGAAGCAUGAAGGAGCAAUGAAAAGCAGGAGUUUAGACGAUGUGAACCAGUUGCCUGUUGGAGAUGAAGCUAAUUUUCAUCAUUUAAACAAGUACAGCGAUGUCCCUGUUGAUAAGCACAAGCAUAAGUAUAAAGAGAAGCAGGAAUCUGUUGACAUCCUAUCUGAUGAAGGUGCUACCAAGAUUUUAAAGACUAAAAAUAGAAAAGAGAAAGAACAAGAUUACUCUAGACCUGCAAAGAAAGUCAGAACUGAUGGUCUGGAUUUGAUUGAUGAAGACCAGAUAUCAGUGCACAGUGGGCCUGUUGUGAAGGUUGACCCAACCUUGAGCAUUGGCUUUCCUUCUGCAUCAGGUGGAACUAAUAAGUCUAAAAGCAUGGACCAUUCUUCUAAGGACUCAAAAUAUAACAUGAAUGUCAUUCCCCGUGUACCCAAUGAUAAAAGAGAAAAUAAACAGCUGGGUGUUGUGGACGAUGAUUCCCUGGGAGGAGGAAGUGGUAGUACCAAAAGCAAUUCAAAGAAGAGAAAAGUGAAAGCAUCCCCAGAUAUUCAAAUUAAUCCUGGGUCCUUCAAUGGUUCUGAUCAUCUCCCGCAAAAGAGUGGUCGUGUUACGAGUGACGAUGACCAUAGGAAGGAGAAAAAAGCCAAGCUAUCUAAGCCUCCGGGUAAAGAAUCCAGUGGUAGAAAAGAGAAAAAGGGUUCUCAUUCUAAGAAUUUGCCAUUUGGACAAGAUGUAGGGAGCACUCUAUCUCAUCGGAGUUUGGACGGCGUUGAUUCUUUGAAAAGGGAUCUAGGAGCGAUACAACCUUCUCUUGUAGCCACUUCAAGUUCUUCUAAGAUAUCUGGUUCGCAUAAAACCAAAUCUAGUUUCCAAGAGAUGAAAGGGUCGCCUGUAGAAUCUGUUUCUUCAUCACCUAUGAGAAUACCUAACCGUGAUAAGAUUUUACGGUCAUCUAGGGAUGGCAAGGAUUUUCUUGAUACUGGUCGUACAAGAUGCUCAGAUGGGGAAGAAGAGGAUGGUGGUAGCGACCGCUCUGGGACUGGUAGCAAGAAGAAGUCUGUUGUGGCUCAUCGGAGGCCUUCAAAGUCCCCCUUGGUUGAUACUUUGAACAAUGAUGCUAGUUAUUUGUCGGGAAAAAAGACUAAAACAAAGGAGAAGUCUUCUAAUGUUCAAAAUUGCGACCUUCCAAAUGGUAUUCUUGGAAAUUCAGGAAUUGAUCAUCAGCAUCCUUGUAAACCAUGGGCUGAACAAGUUCAGAAUGAAGAUAGAUCAAAUGAAAUGCGAUAUAGGGGCAAUGAGACAUAUCCCUUCAAAAGCGGAAAGGAUUUAUCUUCACAGUUGAAGGAUAGGAAUGGGAGCUAUUGUUUGGAUGUUGGCAUGGACAAGGACAAGGUUCCUUAUUCCCAUGAUGAUUUGCGAGGAAGGUCUCCUCCACACUCUGAUUUGAAGGUUAAGAAUGGUAAACACAAGUUACAAGACAACUCUAGGAUCAAAUCUGGAGAUGCAAGGAAGGAAAGUUCAGGAAAGCUGUCCAUUGAGCGGGGUAAAAGGGAAAGUGAAUUAAAUUUUGUCAAGCAUGAAGGCCCAGAUUCUACACUAGACAGCACUUCCAAAGAAAAUGUGGUUUUGUCUGUGAGGAAGAAUCAGCAACAUGAUAGCAAUGGCUCUGCUUCAAAGCGGUCCCUUUUUCAGAAAAACGAUCAACUUGAAAAAGUCUCGGGAAAAGGUACACUUGUUCAGUUUCCAACCUCAGGAGAGUUACAAAAUCAAAUGCUGCAUGGCCCCCCCUCAGCAGGAGGUGGAAAAGGAAGUGCAAUUGAUGUUUCGCAAGCAGAUGCCUUAGAAAGCAACGAUGUAUCGAAGGGGAAAAAGCAUGCCAAGAGUCGUCAAAAGGAAGUUCAGACCAAUGGUUCAAGACAUUCCACUCCCAAUGCAAGGAUGCCCAUUGAUGCUCCAAGUCCAGCUAGAAGGGAUUCCUCCAACCAGGCUGCUACCAAGGCUAUGAAAGAAGCUAAAGAUUUGAAACAUCUUGCUGAUCGUUUUAAGAAUUCUGGGUCCAAUCAUGAAUCCAUUGGGCUUUAUUUUCAAGCGGCACUUAAGUUUCUUUAUGGAGCUUCAUUGCUUGAGUCGUCCAAUAACGAGACUGCCAAACAGUCUAUUCCAAUAUACAGUAGCACUGCAAAACUAUGCGAGUUUUGUGCUCAUGAGUAUGAGAAAAUCAAAGACAUGGCUGCUGCUGCUUUGGCCUACAAAUGCAUGGAAGUAGCUUUCAUGAGGGUGGUUUAUUCUUCUCAGAACACUGCAAUCAGAGACCGGAAUGAGUUGCAGAAAGCCUUGAAAAUGCUUCCUUCCGGAGAAUCUCCAUCAUCUGCAUCUGACGUUGAUAACUUAAACAACCCUGGUACAGCAGAAAAAGUUGCUCUUGGUAAGGGUGUCAGUUCGAGCCAUGCUAAUGGGUCCAAUGUCAUUGCUGCUAACAACCGUCCCAAUUUUCUGAGGUUGCUUAAUUAUGCGCAGGAUGUAAAUUUUGCCAUGGAAGCAUCAAGAAAAUCACGGAUUGCUUUUGCAGCUGCAAAUGCAAGCUCGGGAGGGCCAACCAACAAGGAGGGUAUCUCUUGCAUCAAAACGGCUCUUGAUUUUAAUUUUCAAGAUGUAGAAGGCUUGCUGGCUUUAGUACGAAUUGCAAUGGAGGCAAUUAACCGUUGAAAAAACUGAGUGAUUAUAGAUAUGAAUUCUGACUUGGAACUCGUCUGGUUGGUAUGUUGCUUUGAGAAGCAUUGAUGAGAGAAGCAGAAGUGAUCGGCCUCAUUGCAUGAAAAACCUGUUGAUAGCAUGGUUACAGCCUUUUAGUGGAUCUCUCUAUUCAUUGUCCUGGUGCUAGGUGAAUAUAACAUUGUUAGCAGGCUUAAGGCUGCUAUGCCAUUCAUUUAGACUUAGGACUUUAACUGAGGAAAGCACAAUCCGCUACGAGACUUCUGUAUAUGGAUGUUUUGAGACGUGUGCCUGGAGUAUUUGCAAAUCGAGGUCACGAUCCUGUCAAAAUGAAUAAAAAAUACUGAAGAUCAUUGUGGGAAUUUGGAGUUACAAUCCUGAAGCUUGUAGGGACUUUCAUUAUCCACAAAGGAGUUCUGUUUGUCUGUCCUAUCGAUUCAGUUACACCUCACUGUUCAUUUCUUGAUUUGCUUGUCAUUCUCGAACUCGAGUCAUGCUAAUGUAAAGGAUGAGACAUGCAAAUAUCCAGUGUUCUCUGCAAUCCUUCUGCAAUAAGUAUUUAUGGACGAAUGCUGUUGAAGGGGGAUGAAGAAAGGUUUUGUUUCGUAUUUUUUUUUUUCCUGUUAUGUUAUGGGAUGGAAUAAAUAAAUAAAUAAUAUGACAAACUGUAAUAAUAAUGUCAAGUACAUGCGCAUAGCUCCCGGCACCAAUUUCAUUUGAGUUAAUUUACUCCAGUUUCUGUAUUCCAUGCACAAGUCAUUAAACUCAGUUUGUAUCAGUUAGACACCCAGUUCUUUUCUAGAGAAUGAGAGGAAGAGAGGAGCUUAUCAUCCAACACGAUCAGUUCAUCCAAUAAUCAUGGCUGCAAUUUCUGAUGUUGGAGGAGAUGGCUGUUCAAGUCAGCAAGCUUUCACUGCCCUUUCUUUCUGUUUAUGUAGUUAGUUAACCUAACUUCUAACCAAAUAAACACAUGAGAUAUUGAGGGUUGAAUGUAACCCCCAAACCCUCCAAAGAAAAAAGGGGGGAAAAAGGAAAAGUUUUUGUGUAUAGGUAUUUGAUUCAUUGUUGUGUCUAACAAUCAUUACGAUGAUGGUCAAUAAAAUUGUUUAUGCUUACCAAUUGUAUUCAUCCAAGUAAGCAGGGUUCAUUAUUCUUGUCAAGAACAAUGAAAAAUAAUGUUAAGCCAACUUGCAAGUUGGAAUGAGAACCUUUUUCUCCUUUC